Brassica napus (rape) is the source of this 2094-nucleotide messenger RNA. RefSeq names its product desiccation-related protein At2g46140-like. Lineage: Eukaryota; Viridiplantae; Streptophyta; Magnoliopsida; Brassicales; Brassicaceae. Gene Ontology annotation, cellular component: cytosol. Bases 51 to 551 code for a protein of 166 amino acids. Gene Ontology annotation, biological process: response to desiccation. The transcript has 2 exons. The record is from RefSeq and is a predicted model, not a curated record.
UCAUUUCAAAAUAACAAAUCGAAACAUCAAAAAAAAGAGAAGAAGAGAGAAUGGCAUCAACGGAGCAAAAGGAGGUAGAAGAAAAUGGGUCGAUGAUUUCAGGUUUGUUGGACAAAGCCAAAGGUUUCUUUGCAGAGAAGCUAGCGAAUGUUCCGACUCCUGAAGCCGCCGUAGACAACGUCGAUUUCAAAGGCGUGACACGUCAAGGUGUAGACUAUCACGCCAAGGUCUCCGUCAAGAAUCCUUACUCUCAGACGAUCCCUAUUUGCCAGAUCUCUUACGUCCUCAAGAGCGCCACAAGGACGAUAGCGUCGGGUACAAUACCGGACCCGGGUUCGUUGGUUGGGAACAAGACAACGGUUUUGGACGUACCGGUUAAGGUGGCUUAUAGCAUAGCGGUUAGUCUGAUGAAGGACAUUGGCUCGGACUGGGACAUUGACUAUCAACUCGACAUUGGACUAACCUUCGAUAUUCCUGUUGUUGGUGACAUUACCAUUCCUGUUUCUACUCAGGGUGAGAUCAAGCUCCCUUCCCUUCGCGACUUCUUUUAAUUUCAACUAUGGUUUGUCUUAAUUAUAAUCUAAUCUUCAAUAAGGUUCGACCCAUAAGCAUAGGCGAUCGGAUAUUUUAUUUCAGGAUUUCCUUUUUUUGUUAUUGAAUUGUUAAGGAUAUUUCGUAUUUGUUGACUAUGUAUGUUUGAAUGGUGUGAUUAUGAUUAUAAUUCCAUGCAUACAAUAAAACUAGAAAAUGCAAUAAUACCUGACUUUGAAGAUCAACAGUUCGAAAAUCGACAACUGAAUGAAUCAUUUAACAUUAGAUUCCUGAGGAUACUUUUUAGUUGUUAAAUGUUAACUUUGGUUGAUGGUUCAUGAGUAUAUUAAAGAAAUACUAAUAAACGAAAUAAUUAUGAUCAGAGAACAAAUAUACUGACUGACCAGAAGAAGAUGUGAGCUGUCUUAGAUCUCGGGGUUGGACAUAUGAGUAUAUUUUUCUACGUUGUCACUUGUCACCAGAAUUUGAUCUAAAGAGACGAGAAUCAAUGUCAUCGCAUCGGUAGAUACUAGUGUCGGAAGGAGGGCUUAGCAAACAAUUUCGUGGUCGGGACAUUCAGUUGAAAAGACGGCCCAAUCAGUUCAUGGACCUCAAUCAUACUGAUCAUUGCACGAAUAUGGGCUUUCAAAAUAAAAAGUCAAGACCAUAACUAUAAGCGCAAUCCAAAAAUACGUCGCAUAAGCCCUAAAUCACGCUCUAUAAAAACUCGAUCUAAAGAUCAUUUAACUUCCACAGCUCUUAUAGAGAGGCCUAAUCGCUAUUCUUCCCCGCCGUUUCUACGUUUCUUUGUUUAUUAUUCGAGUUAGAUCUGUCUUUUUUUUUUUUUUUCUGUGCUUUGGUUAUGGUGUGAAUUAUCUAUAUGUGUCUAGGGAUGCAAUGAAGAGUUAAUAUCGGAAAAGGUUUAAUUUGAGAUCGUGUGGGGCGAAUAUCGUUCUCGCGAGAUGAAAUCCGAUUUAUAUUAUGGUUCGUAUUCGCUGAGCAUUUCGAAUUUUUAGUUAUAAUAACGAGGGACCUAUGGGUGAAACGCUUUAAUCAAUGCGUAUUCAAGCCAAGUUUACCUUCGUAUAUUCACUAUCGGAGAUUGCCUGGAAUCCGUGAUUUCUAUUCCAGAUUUCAAUUAUGUUUCCGAUUAAAUUUUGGAUAAUGUUUUUAAUUGAUCGAGUGAAAAGCGAAGGACCCAGCAGGGAAGCGUGUAUACUCAUGGAAUGAGGCUUCUCUAACAAUUUUAUUUAACCUUCGUAGAUUAAGUCUCUCCAAGAGAUCAUUGGUGAUCUGUUAUCGGAUUGUCGCGAGUUCUUGGUGUAUAGUUUGAUUUGAAUAUUUGAGUUUUUUUUUUUGUAAAUAUGUUAUGUAGAGAAAAGCAGGGAUUGUGUGUAUCGGCUUAGCGCUAACAAAUGCGCUUUGUACGAAAGAUUUCCCAAUGCAAAAUCAAUUAGGGGCAGAUGGGCAGUUGUGAUUCAUUUUUUCUAUUGAAUAGCUCAACAAUCAUCUUCCCCACAUUUUGUUUUCUUUAUCCAAAAUUUUUCUUUAUCUUGGUCACAA